AUGUCUAUCAUUCAGCAACACACCUCGGCGUCGCUCGGCGACCAAUGGCGCACCAUCAACAUCGACGCCCUCGAGGAGGACUCGCCCUACAACUUUGACACCUCGACUCUGCACCCUCCGCAACCCGAGGUCAGCGAGGCAGAGGUCCGUGGACUCGCGGGGCAGGUCCGCCAGCUCCUCCGCGGCGGCGACCCCGAGGGCGCACUGCGCGGCUGCCUUGAGUUCCCCGUCUACAACGGCCCCGACGCCGCCAAGGACGCCCACCUCCAGACCAUCACCGAAGUUCUCCAGUCCAUCAAGGCGUCGGAGAUGACCCCGCUCCUCAAGAGCAUCUACGGCUCGCCCGGCGGCGCCGAGCUCCUCGACGUGCUGAUGAAGUACAUCUACAAGGGCAUGGGCGCCGCGGCGCCGCCGGUCAGGUCGGCGGGCAGCAGCGCCGUGACGCCGCAGGCGACGGGGUUCAGCCAGAUUGGCGGCGGGCGGCCCGGCGCCGCGAACGAGAGCGUCGGUGCCGCCAUGAGCGUGCUGCUGAGCUGGCAUGAGAAGGUCGUUGAUGUGGCGGGACUCGGCAGCAUUGGCAGGACCAUGACGGAUUGGAGGCGGGUGUAG
Messenger RNA from Verticillium dahliae VdLs.17, 609 nucleotides. RefSeq names its product Arp2/3 complex subunit. The transcript is spliced from 2 exons. The coding region runs from base 1 to 609 and encodes 202 amino acids. Gene Ontology annotation, cellular component: Arp2/3 protein complex; cytoplasm; actin cytoskeleton. The record is from RefSeq and is a predicted model, not a curated record. Lineage: Eukaryota; Fungi; Ascomycota; Sordariomycetes; Glomerellales; Plectosphaerellaceae. Gene Ontology annotation, biological process: regulation of actin filament polymerization; Arp2/3 complex-mediated actin nucleation. Gene Ontology annotation, molecular function: actin filament binding.